UGAGCAGUCAGGGAGAUGUUUGUCAGACCAUGGGAACUGCACGGGGUAAUCCUGCGCCCUGGGGCAGAAAGAGCUGAGCUGAUUCGCCACACCCAUCCCUGGCAGCUAGAGUGUUCCUACGAAUACACUCAUUGGGUUGUGACUGCACAGGAGAGGACUUGCACAGAAUUCCCCAGUCUGCUCCCUCUGCACAGGACAACAGAGUCUGCUCCCUCUGCACAGAAUCCCCCCAUCUGCUGCUUCUGCACAGGACAACCGAGUCUGCUCCGUCUGCACAAGACAACCGGGUCUGCUCCCUCUGCACAGAAUCCCCCAGUCUGCUCCGUCUACACAGAAUCCCCCCCUCUGCUUCUUCUGCACAGGACAACCGAGUCUGCUCCCUCUGCACAAGACAACAUAGUCUGCUCCGUCUGCACAGAAUCCCCCCGUCUGCUCCUUGUGCACAGGACAACCGAGUCUGCACAGGAUCCCCCAGUCUGCUCCACCUGCACACAGCUAUCGGGUCUGCCCCCUCUGCGCACAGACACAAUGUUUCUGGUGAAUAAUUUUAUAAAGGACGUGUCGGGUGGAGGUGGAGGCUCUGGCCAGGGAGGGGGCGCCGGCAUUGGGAAUAUCCUGAAAGGGGUGGUCGGCAGCGUUGCAGGGUCCGGCCAGGGCGGAUCAGUCGGUAACAUAGUCCAAGGAGCCCUGAGCGGCUUAGCGGGAUCCGGACAAGGUGGCGGAGCCGGCAAGUUCCUACAAGGAGCCCUCAGCAGCCUGAGCGGAUCUGGUGGAUCUGGCGGACAGGCCGGCGGGGCAGGGAAACUUUUUGCAGGACCCGCCGGGGCUGGGGCGUCAGGCGGACAAGGAAUGAACAUACUUGGAAGUAUUCUGGGCGUCAUCGGUAAUGCAAUUGCAAAUUACAAGCCGGAGCCUCCUCCAGUGCCGACCGCCAACAGCUACCUGCAAGAGGCGACAGAGAACGACGAGCAGCGGCAGUUCCGACGCCUCUUUAAGCAGCUGGCGGGAGAAGACAUGCAGGUCUCCCCGGUAGAGCUGCAGAAUGUCCUGAACAAGGUGGUGGCCAAGCACCAGGACUUAAAGACUGACGGCUUCAGCAUAGACACGUGCCGCAGUAUGGUCGCGGUCAUGGACAGCGACGGGACAGGCAAACUGGGCUUCGAGGAGUUCAAGUAUCUGUGGAAUAACAUUAAGAAGUGGCAAUGCAUCUACAAGCAGUUCGAUACGGAGAAGACGGGCUACAUCCCGGCCUCCGCCAUGCCAGGGGCUGUGGAGGCUGCCGGCUUCAAGCUCAACGAGCAGCUCCACCAGCUGCUGGUCCGCCGGUACGCCGACAACAAGGGGAACGUGAACUUUGACAGUUUCAUCAGCAGUCUGGUGCGGAUGGAUUGCAUGUUCCGGGCCUUCCAAGCCCUGGACAGGUCUGGAACGGGAGAGGUCCAGGUGAGGCUGCCGGAAUGGCUGAAGAUGACCAUCUACUCCUAGGGACACCAGCACACCUGGCCAGGUAUGGAGGCCGGGCGGAUGGCGGCUGUCAUUGCUGUACGCUGCUGCUUCUCUCCUUAUACAAUAAAUGCAGAAUGUACGGACGGA
This is a messenger RNA of Pseudophryne corroboree (corroboree frog), 1593 nucleotides long. Its product is annotated as calpain small subunit 1-like. Bases 16 to 1485 code for a protein of 489 amino acids. Gene Ontology annotation, cellular component: calpain complex. The record is from RefSeq and is a predicted model, not a curated record. Gene Ontology annotation, molecular function: calcium ion binding. NCBI's taxonomy places the organism in Eukaryota, Metazoa, Chordata, Amphibia, Anura, Myobatrachidae. The transcript is spliced from 2 exons.